Macaca mulatta (Rhesus monkey) is the source of this 5206-nucleotide messenger RNA. RefSeq names its product UL16-binding protein 6. Gene Ontology annotation, cellular component: external side of plasma membrane. The record is from RefSeq and is a predicted model, not a curated record. Gene Ontology annotation, biological process: antigen processing and presentation of endogenous peptide antigen via MHC class I via ER pathway, TAP-independent; positive regulation of T cell mediated cytotoxicity; immune response. Lineage: Eukaryota; Metazoa; Chordata; Mammalia; Primates; Cercopithecidae.
AGGCUGGUGUUGAACUCCUGACCUCAUGAUCCAUCCACCUUGGCCUCCCAAAGUGCUGGGAUUAAAGGUGUGAGCCACCACGCCCGGCCCGUUCUUGAUUUUAAAGACACUUUUUUCACUAUUCCCCUGCAUCCCUCAUCCCAGCCUCUGUUUGCUUUUACCUGGACUGACCCUGACACUCAUCAGUCCCAGCAGCUUACCUGGGCUGUAUUGCCACAAGGCUUCUGGGAUAGCUCUCGUUACUUCAGCCAAGCUCUUUCUCAUGAUUUACUUUCUUUCCACCUCUCUGCUUCCCACCUUAUUCAAUACCUUGAUGACCUUCUACUCUGUAGUCCUUCCUUUGAGUCUUCUUAACAAGAUACCCUUCUGCUCCUUCAACAUUUUAUUCUCCAAAGGAUAUCUGGUAUCCCCCUCCAAAGCUCAAAUUUCUUCCCCAUCCAUUACCUACCUUGGCAUAAUCCUUCGUGAAAACCCGUGCUCUCCCUGCUGAUCAUAUCCUGCUGAUUUCUCAAUCCCCAACCCCUUUUACAAAACAACAACUCCUUUCCUUCCUGGGCAUGGUUGGAUACUUUCGCCUUUGGAUACCUGGUUUUGCCAUCCUAACAAAACCAUUAUACAUACUCACAAAGGGAAACCCAGCUGACCCCACAGAUCCUAAAUCCUUUCCCCACUCCUCUUUUCCUUCCUUGAAGAAACUUCUAGAGACUGAUCGCAUACUAGCUCUCCCUGACUCAUGUCAACCCUUUUCAUUACACACAGCUGAAGUGCUGGGCUGUGCAGGCAGAAUACUUACACAUGGACCGGGACCUCGCCCUGCAGCCUUUCUGUCCAAACAACUUGACAUUACUGUUUUAGGCGGCCAUCAUGUCUCAGUGUGGUGUCUGCCACUGCCCUGUAGUUUUAGAGGCCCUCAAAAUCACAAACUAUGCUCAACUCACCCUCUACAGUUCUCAUAACUUCCAAAAUCUAUUUUCUUCCUCACACCGACACAUAUACUUUCUGUUCCCCAGCUCCUUCAGCUAUACUCACUCUUUGUUGAGUCUUCCACAGUUACCAUUGUUCCUGGUCCAGACUUCAUUCCAGCCUCCCACACUAUUCCGGACCUGACCUCCACAUCUGACCUCCAUGACUGUAUCUCUCUGUGAUCCACCUGACAUUCACUCCAUGCCAGCCGCCAAGUGAUCCAGGGCUUGCUUUCCAGGUCCCCAGUUGUAGCAGGCGCCAGCCCGGCGUUCCUUCUAUGCCUCCACCUCUGCUCCUGCUGUCCCCCUGGUGCGGGCAGGUGAGUUCAGGAAUGGAGCCUAAACAGGGCGGGGGCCAAGCCUGGGGGGCUGUAGACUGCGGGCUUCAGAGGAGGGGAGGCUUCUGGAAGAAUCGGCACAUCUCCCCGAACUGCACCCCCGCUCAGUUCCUCUCUGCAGCUCCUUCCCGACAGAUCCACUCUCCCAGCCUGCUUCUCCCACCAGGGGAGGAGCUGGGCAGAGAGGAGGCUGGAAAGGAACCUCGGGAGGGUGGAGGGGCCAGGGGGCUGCAAGAGGGCGAAAUGGGUUGGGGAUCCCUAGCGCAGCCCAGCAGUCCCAAUCACCCUCGGGAAGGAGAAGCCAGAGCCCCUGGAACCUGAGUUGGGGUCAGGACGGGGAUGAAGGGGGGUUCCCAGGGACACAAUCACGGAUAGCCCCACCAGCCACAGGCCUGCUCUGCUCUCACCCGCUCUCCACCACACAAACCCUCCAGCACCCCCAGGGCUGCCUGCCCUGGAAUUUUUCCAUGCACUUUCCUGCAGACACUCACCUGAACCCAGGAGUUCAGCAGACACCCCUCACCCCUCCCGUCACCAUCCACUGACACCACCCAGGUCACAUGCUCUUACUCCCCACCUCAGCCCAGCUGGUCACCCCAGAGAUCUCCCCAUCCAUGAAGGGACCCUCACCACCUCCUACACCAUGCGGCAACUUCUGCCUCUGGCCUGAGGACACACCCCAGCAAACACACCCCAAGCUCCACACAGAACCUGUGCGGGGGGGAUGGGAAUCACCAUUCCCUCCAGGAGACCCUGGGAACUCUGACCCUCACUCUCUUUGCUAUGACAUCACCAUCAUCCCUAAGUUCAGACCUGGACCACGAUGGUGUGCGGUUCAAGGCCAGGUGGAUAAAAAGACUUUUCUUCCCUAUGACUGUGGCAACAAGACAGUCACACCCGUCAGUCCCCUGGGGAAGAAACUAAAUGUCACAAAAGCCUGGAAAGCACAGAACCCAGUACUGAGAGAGGUGGUGGACAUGCUCACAGAGCAACUGCUUGACAUUGAGCUGGAGAAUUACACACCCAGGGAACCUCUCACCCUGCAGACCAGGAUGUCUUGUGAGCAGAAAGCUGAAGGACACAGCAGUGGAUCUUGGCAGUUCGGUUUCGAUGGACAGGUCUUUCUCCUCUUUGACUCAGAGAACAGAAUGUGGGCAACGGUUCAUCCUGGAGCCAGAAAGAUGAAAGAAAAGUGGCAGAAUGACAAGGAUGUGACCAUGUCCUUCCGUUACAUCUCAAUGGGAGACUGCACAAAAUGGCUUAAGGACUUCUUGACGGGCACGGACAGCACCCUGGAGCCAAGUGCAGGAGCACCACCCACUGUGUCCUCAGGCACAACCCAACCCAGCGCCAUGGCCACCACCCUCAUUCUUUGCUGCCUCCUCAUCAUGUGCCUCCUCAUGUGUCCCAGGCACAGUCCAACCCACAGCCAUGGCCACCACCCUCAGUCCCUGGAGCCUCCUCCUCAUCUUCCCCUGCUUCAUCCUCCCUGGCUGCUGAGGAGAGUCCUUUAGAGUGACAGGUAUGGGGGCAGAAUUGGGAGGGAAGCAAGGAGUAGGUGGGUGAGGAGGGAGGACGAGGAUGGAGAAUUCCCAGAGUGCCACCCCUCCCCAUGGCCAGGAUCUUCUCAUCCUGACAUGAGACAGGUGAAUGAGACCUUGCGUUGCUAGUUGGCAAUGACCUGGGAAGCUCAGCCGUGAGUUAUAAUGGAUUCUCACCUUCAGAGGCCAGAGGGAAAUGGAGGGGCCCAUACCAAGGCUCAGGGUCUAUUGAGCUUGAGAGGGUUUAGCAAGUUCAGUUCUGAUUCAGAGCAGGUUCCUAUUGAGGAUGGGUGAGUGUAUGGCUUGCCAGCAGCAGGAAUUCAGAUAUGAGCAGUCAGUCCUCUUAAUUGGGUCAUGUGCAUCGUGUAGCUUUACAUGAGGUGUGAAAAGGGAAGUGAGAUUCCAUCUCUGAGGUUGAGAGAGAGAUAUGGGUCUUAUCCCAGGAGGAGGGGGCUGGGAGGGCCUUGGUACACCUAAUUCAAAAUGAGGAAGUGUAGGACUGCCUUCCCACAGGAAGUGGCUUGGGUUCAGGAAUUAAGGUGGAAGGCAAAGAGUAGAGGCUUCUCUUGAUUAAAAACCUUCUCAGUCAGUCCCAUGGAGCCAUGGGGUUCAAGUCUGGGCCGUGAAGCAGCUCCCCUGCCAUCCACCUUUUGCACACCCCAGAUCCUGAGCUGGCUGAUGGCCAUGCCUGGAGCAGAGUGGACUCAGACAAGGGGGAGCUGAGCUGCUGCUGGAGUUCCAUGGGCACCGCUGGGCUGGACCAGGAAUGGAUAAGGUGGAACAGGGACUGUCACCUUCAUAGCUAUGGGUGCUUCUCCCAGUUUGAGGAGAGGCUGAGUAAGAAGGGGAAGGAAGGAUGUUUGCCUGCAGGCCCACCCAAGGCCAAGGGCACAGGAAUACAGAGCCCUCUCUUUAGAUGGGCUCCCCCCAACCCUUGCCACGUUUUAGGCCCUCUUGUCAGACGGUAGAGAGGGCUUUGAGUGCAGGAGCAGGCCUAUCACUGCCAGCUUUAGUCCUGCAGGACCCUCCACUCCAUCCCCUAGUCAGGUGCAGGGCCUGGGCUGCCUCUGUGAUGUGACAAAGGAGGAAGGAGGUUGGUCCAACCUGCAGGCACCAGGGUUGGGGCUCAAAGGAAAAACAAGUCCUUUAGUGCAGGGGGCUCUGACAGGUGGAGUGACUAGGGAAAGCUUGCCCUGGAAAAGUGAUCCAGGUUCUCCUCCACCUCUUUAAUCAACAUUUGUGUCCUUUCUGAAUGUCAAAGAUAAUACCAAAAAGCCCCUGUGGCACAGUCUUGAUCAAUCUUACCCUUCUGGCUGGCCACCUGCUCACCACAUACUGUGUAUGUCCAGAGGCCUCCAGCAGAUCAUAAUGACACCAUGGACCCAAUAGCUCCUUCACUGCCUUGAUUCCUUUUGCCAGCAAUUUUACCAGCGGUUAUUCCUGUCAUUUUAUGCUAUUUUCUCUUGGUGCUACCUGAUGGAAUUCCUGAACUUAACAUCUGGCUGACUAAACAAGAUAUGUCAGCAUUUUCUUUCUUCUGCUUUUGUUUGGAAAAUCAAGUACUUCUUUGAGUGAUGACCUCUUUCUUACAAAUGAUAUUGUCAGUGAAACAAUCAUGUUAUAGUUCAGACCUCCAGGGUUUCUUUCCGUGUCCUGAAAGAUAAUUAUUUAAUUAUUUAACAAGCAAAAAUUAUAUUAAUGAUUGUUUUCUCUAGUAAUUUAUUGCUCUGUACUGAUAUUUAAAUGAAGGGUUCUAUUUCCCAAAAAACUACUGAGUUUAGAAUUUUGUUGUAUCACCCAGUAAAGACUUAAUGUUAUUUCAUUUUUCCUCCAUGAUAUGGAGUAACAAAUGAGUGAUUCUGCUAGAUUUUGUGUGGAAACAGAGAAUCUACAAAACAUGGCUGAAUAAAAUCAGAGACAGCACAAAUAUAUGGAAAAAUAUUUCAUGCUCAUGAGUUGGAAGAAUCCAUAUAGCUAAAAUGGCCAUACUUCCAAAAGCAGUUUAUAGAUGCAACACUAUCCCUAUCAAUACCAAUGUCAUUUUUCACAAAAUUAGAAAAAUCUAAUCUAAAGGUUAUUUGGAAUUAAAAAAAGAGCCCAAAUAGCCAAAACAAUCACAAGCAAAAAGAACAAAGCCAGAGGCAUGACAUUGCCUGACUUCAAACUAUAAUAUAAGGUUAUGGUGAUCAAAACAGAGUGGUACUUGUACAAAAAUAGACACUUAGAUCAGUGGAACAGAAUAGAGAGUGUCUAUUCACCCAAGCCUCCUUGCGCCUUCCUCUCUCUUGAGUUCCCCUGCAGUCCCUUUACGUGAGUGUGUACUUUUCCUUUUACAAUAAAUCUCUGUCCUUUGUCUGUUUUCCCA